Molecule: messenger RNA, 575 nt
Organism: Hyposmocoma kahamanoa
Lineage: Eukaryota; Metazoa; Arthropoda; Insecta; Lepidoptera; Cosmopterigidae
Product: odorant receptor 67c-like
Exons: 5
Biological process (GO): detection of chemical stimulus involved in sensory perception of smell; sensory perception of smell
Cellular component (GO): plasma membrane
Molecular function (GO): olfactory receptor activity; odorant binding
Source: RefSeq, a predicted model, not a curated record
UAAUAUUAACUGUUCUUUACGUCUUCGGUGCGGACGCGCUGUACUACAUUUGCUGCACAUACAUUCAAGUACAAUUCAGGUUGUUGCAACAGGAGAUACAGGGUAGUAUUCCUGAAACUGUACAUAACGAUGGAAGACAACGUUUAAGCAGGAAAACGAACGAGGCAUUGGGGUUGAAGUUGGUCAGAAUUAUUAGGUGGCAUCAGGAUAUUAUUAAAGCUGUGUAUUUAUUGGAAGUGAUUUACUCUAAAUCGACGCUCAUUAACUUCGUAUGCAGUUCCUUUCUGAUUUGUCUCACUGGGUUUAAUGUUACGGAGAUAGACGAUAAGGUAUUCGUAGUGUCGUUCUUGAGUUUUCUGAUCAUCUGCUUCUUUCAAAUAUUCUUUCUGUGCUUGUUUGGAGACAUGAUCAUGCGAUCUAGUACAGAAGUAAGCAAUGCCGUGUAUGAAAGUAAAUGGCAUUUGGCUAGUGUUCAGCAGGCUAAGGUUCUGCACAUCAUAAUGAUGAGGGCUCAAAAACCUUGCAAGCUGACAGCUUACAGUUUCACUGAUGUCAAUUUGACAGCUUUCACUAAG